UCCGGACUCGCCCAGAGACGCCGCUCCGCUCCAGCCACUCCCUACGCCCGGCAGAGCCCGAGCUCCCAGAUCCAUCCGGAGCUCCAUUCAGAGCCACAUCCCAGCCUCAGCCAGCGCCAGGCAGCCGGGAAGGUCCCAGGAGCAGCUGCACAAGUGGACAACCACCGGGGAUCGAACCUCCCGCGCGCACAGUGGAUUUUUUAGAAGCAGAGAGGAACUCCAGCAGAGAUAAAAGAGGGGGGGUCGCCUACAGCCAACAUGGAGGUGAAGACGUCACUUCUGGACAACAUGAUUGGGGUGGGGGACAUGGUCCUCUUGGAACCCCUGUCUGAAGACUCGUUUCUGGAGAACCUGAAGAAGCGCUUCGAACACAACGAAAUCUACACGUACAUCGGCAGCGUGGUGAUCUCCAUGAACCCCUACCGCUCCCUGCCCAUCUACACGCCAGAGAAAGUGGAGGAGUAUCGCAACAGGAACUUCUACGAGCUCAGCCCCCACAUCUAUGCUUUGGCAGACGAGGCCUACCGCUCUCUUCGGGACCAGGACAAGGACCAGUGCAUCCUCAUCACAGGGGAGAGCGGCGCUGGGAAAACGGAGGCCAGCAAGCUGGUGAUGUCAUACGUGGCGGCGGUGUGUGGGAAGGGCCAGGAGGUGAACAAGGUCAAGGAGCAGCUGCUGCAGUCCAACCCCGUGCUGGAGGCUUUUGGAAAUGCCAAAACGGUACGAAAUGACAACUCUUCAAGAUUUGGAAAGUACAUGGACAUCGAGUUUGAUUUUAAAGGAGAUCCACUGGGUGGAGUCAUCAGCAACUAUCUGCUGGAGAAGUCUCGAGUGGUCAAACAGCCCAGAGGAGAGAGGAACUUCCAUAUCUUCUACCAGCUCCUGUCUGGAGCUUCUGAUGAGACGCUCAAGAAGCUGAAGCUGGACCGGGACUUCAGCAAAUACAACUACCUGAGCCUGGACUCCGCCUCCGUCAGUGGCGUGGACGACGCAGCCAACUUCAGGACCGUCAGAAAUGCCAUGCAAAUCGUGGGUUUCAUGGAGGACGAGGUGCAGUCGGUGCUGCAGCUGGUGGCCGCCGUGCUGAAACUCGGCAACAUCGAGUUCAAGCCCGAGUCCCGCUCCAACGGCCUCGACGAGAGCCGCGUCAAAGACAAGAACGAUUUGAAGGAGAUGUGCGAGCUGCUGGGAAUCGAACAGUCGGUGCUGGAGAGAGCCUUCAGCUACCGGACGGUGGAGGCCAAGUCGGAGAAAGUGUCCACCACCCUAAAUGUGGCCCAGGCCUACUACGCCCGAGACGCCCUCGCCAAAAACCUCUACAGUCGCCUUUUCAGUUGGCUGGUCACCAGGAUCAAUGAAAGCAUCAAAGCACAAGCGAAGACUCGCCACAAGGUGAUGGGGGUUCUGGACAUCUACGGCUUUGAGAUCUUCGAGGACAACAGCUUUGAGCAGUUCAUCAUCAACUACUGCAACGAGAAGCUGCAGCAGAUCUUCAUCGAGCUGACGCUGCGGGAGGAGCAGGAGGAGUACAUUCGGGAGGGCAUCGAGUGGACCAACAUCGAGUAUUUCAACAACGCUGUCAUCUGUGACCUCAUCGAGAACAACAAAAACGGCAUCUUGGCCAUGUUGGACGAGGAGUGCCUGCGACCCGGGACCGUCACUGACGAGACCUUCUUGGACAAACUGAACAUGAUCUGUGCACAACAUCAGCACUUUGAGAGCCGCCUCAGCAAGAACUCAAAGUUCCUGACCGACCACAGCCUCCCGCACAACUGCUUCCGCAUUCAGCACUACGCUGGCAAGGUGCUGUACCGCGCCGAAGGCUUCGUUGACAAGAACAACGACCUGCUGUACCGGGACUUGUCUCAGGCCAUGUACAAGGCCAACCACGGCCUCAUCAAGCAGCUGUUCCCUGAAGGUAGUCCUGCCAAAAUCAACCUGAAGAGACCCCCCACCGCCGGAUAUCAGUUCAAAGCUUCUGUUGGCACACUGAUGAGGAACCUGCAGACCAAGAACCCAAACUACAUCCGGUGCAUCAAGCCCAACGAUAAGAAGUCGUCCCACAUCUUCACGGAGUCCCUGGUGUGCCACCAGGUGCGUUACCUGGGCCUGAUGGAGAACGUGCGCGUGCGGAGAGCGGGCUACGCCUUCCGUCAGGCCUACGAGCCCUGCCUGGAGCGCUACAAGAUGCUCUGCAAGAAGACCUGGCCGCACUGGAAGGGGCCCGCCAGGAAAGGCGUGGAGGUGCUGAUGAGCGACCUGAAGGUUCCUGCGGAGGAGUACGCCUACGGACGCUCCAAGAUCUUUAUCAGGAACCCCAAAACGCUUUUCUUCCUGGAGGAGAGGAGGAGACAGUGUUUGCAGGACCUGGCCACCCUCAUCCAGAAGAUCUACCGCGGGUGGAAGUGCCGCCGACAGUUCCUGCUGAUGAAGAAGAGCCAGGUGGUCGUGGCGGCGUGGUACCGCCGAUACGCGCAACAAAAGAAGUACUUGAAGAUCAAACACGCCACCACGGUGAUGCAGUCCUUCGCUCGAGGCUGGCAGGCUCGCAAACUCCUGAGACAGCUGAAGCACCAAAAGAGGUGUGAGGAGGCGGCUACCACCAUCGCGGCUUACUGGCACGGCACACAGGCUCGGACGGAGCUGAGGCGUCUAAAACAAGAAGUGCGGAACAAACGCGCCGUGACAGUAAUUUGGGCGUUCUGGCAGGGAACCAAGGCCCGGAGAGAGCUGCGUCAGCUGAAGGAGGCGGCGAGGAAUAAACAUGCCGUGUCGGUCAUUUGGGCCGGCUGGCAGGGCACCAAGGCUCGCAGGGAGCUCAGGAGACUGAAGGAGGAGGCCAGGCGUAAGCAUGCGGUUGCUGUGAUUUGGGCCUACUGGCAGGGACUGAAGGUCCGUAGGGAGUACAGGAAGUUCUUCAGGGCGAACGCGGGCAAGAAGAUCUACAACUUCACAGUCCAGAGAAUAAUUCAGAAGUACUUCCUCAACCUGAAGAAGAACCUGCCCUCCAUGUCUCCCGUGGAUAAGAGCUGGCCCAGCAGACCCUACUCCUUCCUGGAUGGAGUCCACGCGGAGCUCCGGAGGAUCUUCCACCUCUGGAGGUGCAAGAAAUACCGGAGCCAGUUCACGGAGGAGAAGAAGGCCGUGUACGAAGAGAAGCUGGAGGCCAGCACGCUCUUCAAAGACAAGAAGGCUCUGUACCCGAGCAGCGUGAGCCAAUCGUUCAAAGGAGAUUACCUGGAGAUCAACAAGAACCCCAAAUACCAGAAGCUGCACAGCGCCGUGGACGAGAAGGUCCUGCUGGCCGACACCGUCAGCAAGAUCAACCGGGCUAACGGAAAGGGUUCUCCUCGGAUCUUCCUCCUGACGAAGAAGAGCGUCGUCCUGGCUGACCAGAAGUCGGGUCAGGUGAAGGCCAGCGUCCCGCUGCUGGACCUCGCCAGCGUGUCGGUCAGCACGCAGAACGACGGCUUCUUCGCUCUCAAACUCAAGGAGGGUUCGUCCUCGGCGGUAAAAGGCGACUUCCUCCUGAGCAGCGAACGCCUGAUCGAAAUCAUCACCAAACUUUACCGCCUCAGCGCCACCAACGCGGACCGAGUCCCGCUCAACGUGGACAUCUCAGACGAGUUCCUGGUCCAGUUCAAGAACGACAAAGUGUGCGUGAAGUUCAUCCAGGGGAGCCCGAGGAACGGCAGCGGCGCGUCCUGCAAGCGCAAAAACAACCGGCUGCUGGAGGUGUCGGUCCCCUCCACGGCGUAGCUGGAGCAUCGCCGCUGAGCGUGCACUUCUGCUUCCUCCAGUUUCAGAUAAAUUCUCACCUGCGGCUGAAGUGAUUUGAGUUUUUCUGGCAGAGAAAGCCCCGGCGUGGGUUGCGUGCCACAGAAAUCAAGAGCUGCAGCUGCCGAAUCAGAUUUUUUUCCCGUUGAUUGUCCUGCCUGUACGAGUCGCGGCCCAUGCUGCUGCUUUGCUUAAAACGGCGAGCAGGGUUUGGGCGCCACUUAGACCACUGCACCCGCUUUCACAUUUGUAUAAAAAAAAGAAAACUAGUUUGAUUGUAUUUUUCUCUCUAAAUGAAAGCACAGGAGGUGGUUGAGUAAUUUUUGUAUCCAUAAUGUGCCAUUGAACGCGUCUGUUCUGAAAGACGGCGCUCCAGAAGAGGGAUUCCGUUUGUGAUCGACGCCGUCGUAACACUAAAAGGGUCGACCCCAAACUCUCUGUGCCACAAAGCAAAAGCCCUGCAAAUCGUAUUUUUGUGUGCAAUAUAUAUAUAUUUUCUGGAGAGCGAUGGCGAGGAAACCAAAGGAGUGUGGGACGCCGUGUAAAUAAGCUGUCGCCGUGACCUGGACACAGGGUUGUUCAGCGCCCUAACGUUGAUGUAAAGUUUCUCCUUUUGCUUCCACAGCUCGACUUCUUGUAGUGACCUGAUUUCUAAGGGGCGGGGGGACGUAAAGUACUUCACAGUAAAUCCUUGAUGUAUCGUUGGGAAAGGAAAGCAGGUACUGUAGAGAGAAUCGAAGGUGUGGGACGGCUGGUUUUCUUCAGGUGGAUCAUCAGCUGGUUUUGAAUGUCAUGCGUGACCGUAACUCCUCCCCCUGUCCCAUAUCUGCAGACGUGUGCCUGAUGCUAACCUGUGCUAAUCGACCGAACAUGGAAAUGUUUUAGUAGAACUCAGUGUAACAUUUGCUAGUAUUGCAUUUUUUAAAUUAAAUGGAAAUAAAUAAAUAAUAAAUGUAACCGUCUGUGUCGGA
Messenger RNA from Oryzias melastigma (Indian medaka), 4748 nucleotides. RefSeq names its product myosin IB (gene myo1b). The record is from RefSeq and is a predicted model, not a curated record. The coding region runs from base 259 to 3759 and encodes 1166 amino acids. Lineage: Eukaryota; Metazoa; Chordata; Actinopteri; Beloniformes; Adrianichthyidae. Gene Ontology annotation, molecular function: microfilament motor activity; actin filament binding; ATP binding. The transcript is spliced from 32 exons. Gene Ontology annotation, biological process: actin filament organization; vesicle transport along actin filament. Gene Ontology annotation, cellular component: brush border; microvillus; cytoplasm.